This is a messenger RNA of Aspergillus caelatus, 975 nucleotides long. RefSeq names its product Zn(II)2Cys6 transcription factor. The record is from RefSeq and is a predicted model, not a curated record. NCBI's taxonomy places the organism in Eukaryota, Fungi, Ascomycota, Eurotiomycetes, Eurotiales, Aspergillaceae. The transcript is spliced from 2 exons. Gene Ontology annotation, molecular function: DNA-binding transcription factor activity, RNA polymerase II-specific; zinc ion binding. The coding region runs from base 141 to 863 and encodes 240 amino acids. Gene Ontology annotation, biological process: regulation of DNA-templated transcription.
GGCGCACCUUCGCAGCCCCACGGCGUGGGCUAUGUAAGGAUCAUUAAAUAAUCUUCUCAAAGAUGUGAGCGUGAAUCUCAAUCUAUGCUCGGUGCAUCAUACAGUAGGGCAAAUUAUUUGUUAUCAUUAUCCUAGACUCAAUGGCACGAAUCGCAGGAGGCUCGAAAGGGUGUCAUGCGUGCCGGAGGCGCAAGAAACGGUGCGACGAACAGCGGCCAUCGUGUGGUCAAUGCUUGUCGCGAAAUACUUCCUGUCCGGGCUAUUCGCGCGAGAUGAAGUUCAUCAACGUGUCCUAUCAGGGCAAAGGCCGUUCCAGUCACGAGCCACAGGAGUCUCGUUCAAAUGCCGGAGUAAACUCCGCCAAUCGAGAGGUUGAGACCCUGUCAGGCCAGGCGAUCACAUAUCGUGCGUGCAGCAGUGGGCUAUCCUCUCACGCCCUUACCCUUCAGCGCUCUGCGGUCGCGUAUUACUGUAGCUCAUACUUCCAUAACAAUGUCAUCCAGACCGGCUUAGACGUGUUCGGAAAGUCGAGUUAUAUCGACUGGAUGGCAUUUACCCCACACCUUGAUAUAGACGAGCCGAGCCUGAAGUCGGCUUUGCUGGCACUUGGAGCGGCUCGAAUGGGUCGUAUUUCCCAGGAUCCUCGUUUGACUCGGUUAAGCUCAGAAUCAUAUUCGCAAUCAUUGCGGCAUCUUCACAGAUCCAUUCAGAAUGGAACCCGGGGCCUUCGUGAUGAGACUCUGGCCAGCAUGAUGUUCUUAGCAAUUUAUGAGGCAGGAUUCCCUUCCCCAUUCGUAGUUGAGUUCGUGCUAAAAGGAAGUCCUCAUUACAGAUUAUCGAAGGAUCCUCGAGCAGAGGCCUAGGGUGGGCUAGCCAUACUCACGGGGCCCUGUCAUUGGUUCAUUCACAAGGGCUGGACACUACAUGGACCCAGGCGAGACAUAGACUGUUCGACGCAUUGCGCCUUUCUGCUGU